AACAGGUACUUCAGCCUUGUUUGUGCAGCAUCUCCAGGUUUGGAAAUUCGACAUGAUACCAACUCCAAGUCUCAAUCUAAGGACUUCACAGUUUUUGCUCUUACACAUGAAGAUAGAGAUAUAAAGGUGAGAGUUGAUGCAUCUGGUUCAAAGACACAAGCUAUCUUCGAUGAUGUUUUCUCCAAGCUAGUAGAGGCUGCACAACCUAUUCCUGGUUUUAAAAGAUUGAAAGGAGGUAAUACACCGGUAUCCCUAAAGAUAUCCUCCUUGACAUUCUUGGACCGUCCAAAGUUAAUUAAGCACUCAAUCAAGAAAAUUAUCAAUUCCACUACAGCUGAAUGCGUCGCAAAGGAAGGUUUAAAGGUCAGCAAGGAUCUGAGAGUUGAGCAGAGCUAUGAAGAGCUUGAACAAAUAUUUGUUCCUGGAAAAGAAUUUGGCUUUGAUGCAGCCAUCCAGCUUCAAGAAAACAAGAAGAUGCAGAUUUAAAUGUACAUGAUGUAGGUAUAAGUUAAUAAUUAAUGUUCUGAUUUGUUCCCCAUAAAUAAUGUAAAUUGAUGAUGUGCAAUGUUUAGUUUCUAUGUUUUGCCUGUGGGAAUUUCUUUGGACUAACAGUUCAUGGAGAAAAAUAAAAAACACUUCAUGGAGUAGUUUUAUGGAUCA
Messenger RNA from Asparagus officinalis (garden asparagus), 660 nucleotides. RefSeq lists its product as uncharacterized. The transcript is spliced from 6 exons. The record is from RefSeq and is a predicted model, not a curated record. NCBI's taxonomy places the organism in Eukaryota, Viridiplantae, Streptophyta, Magnoliopsida, Asparagales, Asparagaceae. The annotation marks the transcript as partial. Gene Ontology annotation, biological process: protein transport; protein unfolding; 'de novo' cotranslational protein folding. Gene Ontology annotation, molecular function: peptidyl-prolyl cis-trans isomerase activity; protein folding chaperone; ribosome binding.